Molecule: messenger RNA, 1626 nt
Organism: Trichoderma breve
Lineage: Eukaryota; Fungi; Ascomycota; Sordariomycetes; Hypocreales; Hypocreaceae
Exons: 4
Coding region: 1-1626 (541 amino acids)
Biological process (GO): transmembrane transport; nucleobase transport
Cellular component (GO): plasma membrane
Molecular function (GO): nucleobase transmembrane transporter activity
Source: RefSeq, a predicted model, not a curated record
AUGGCGUUGCGACAGAGGUUCAGAAAUCUGGCUGACAAGCUGGCUGUCGAGGCCGAGCCUGGCCUGACGACUACGCAGCUGAUGCUAGUCAAUCAUGACCUGAAGCCCGUGGAGAAGGAGCGCCGACAAUGGGGCCCUUGGAAUUUUGUUGCCUUUUGGAUCGCCGACUCGUUCAACAUCAACACGUGGAUGAUUUCUUCUUCCAUGAUCAUCGCCGGUCUCUCUUGGUGGCAGGCGUGGAUUUGCGUCUGGCUGGGCUACUCUAUUUCGGCCUGUUUCAUUGUCACCACUGGACGCAUCGGAGCCACAUACCAUAUUGGUUUCCCAGUCAUUGGCCGAUCAUCUUUUGGUAUCUGGGGCAGUCUAUGGCCGGUUUUCAAUCGUGCCGCCAUGGCAUGUAUUUGGUAUGGCGUUCAAUCUUACAUCGGUGGCACUUGCGUCUAUCUCAUGAUCCGCUCCAUCUGGAAAUCCUGGGAUGCCACUAAGAUGCCGGGGAGCUUUGGCACCAGCGCCACCAACACUCCCGAGUACGUCUCGUUUGUCAUAUUUUGGGUGUGUUCUCUGCCAGCUCUGUGGUUCCCUGUACACAAGGUCCGUCACCUGUUUACCGUCAAGGCCUACUUUGUGCCUGUUGCUGGGAUUGCGUUCCUCAUCUGGGCCUGUGUCCGAGCCGGUGGUGUCGGCCCCAUCAUUAGACAGCCUGCUACCAUUCACGGCAGCGAACUCGGAUGGCAGUUCGUCAAUGGAGUCAUGUCUUCCAUUGCCAACUUUGCCACGCUGGUUGUAAACGACAGUGACUUUACUCGAUUUGCGCGCAAGCCCAAGGAUGCCCUGUGGUCGCAGCUUUUCACCAUUCCGCUGGGCUUUGCCAUCACCUCCUUCAUCGGAAUCAUCGUCUCGUCGUCGUCCACCAUCAUCUAUGACCAGCCAAUUUGGAGCCCCCUGGAUCUUCUUGGCCGAUUCAUCGACGAUGGUGGCUCCGGCCAGAGAUUCGGCGUCUUCAUCAUCUCCUUGGCCUUUGCUCUAGCUCAGCUGGGUACCAACAUUGCAGCCAACUCCGUGUCUGCUGGAACAGAUAUGACGGCACUUCUCCCGCGAUAUAUCAACAUCCGCCGCGGAUCGUACAUUUGCGCUAUUUUCACGACCUACCUGUCUGCCUACAGCGUCUUCCUCAGCUCCAUCGCCGGUGUCAUUGUCUCCGACUACUACCUCGUGCGAAAGGGGUACUUGGAUGUCAAGGAGCUAUACGACAGCCGCAGCACCGGACCGUACUUUUACACUUGGGGAAUCCAUUGGCGCGCAUAUGCAGCUUACAUCUCGGGCAUUUUGAUCAAUGUCGUUGGUUUCGCCGGCGCGGUCGGCACUAAAGUGCCCAUUGGCGCUACCUACAUCUACAACCUCAACUUCUUCUGCGGCUUCAUCGUCUCGCUCGGCAUGUACUGGAUCCUGUGCAAGAUCUCGCCCAUCCCCGCUACGAGCGACCGAUGGAUGGAAGUUGGUGAGGAUCUCGACGACGAUAUACAGCCUGCGGAUGAUAGUGGCAGCCAGGGCAGUUAUGAUGAGGAGAGACAUACUGGAGGCAAGGGGCAAGAUAAGAAGAGCAAUGUGCGUGAAAUGAAUUUUUAG